This is a messenger RNA of Ceratina calcarata, 1374 nucleotides long. It is a transcript of the gene Tspan6, whose product is annotated as tetraspanin 6. Bases 202 to 888 code for a protein of 228 amino acids. The transcript is spliced from 5 exons. The record is from RefSeq and is a predicted model, not a curated record. Gene Ontology annotation, cellular component: plasma membrane. Lineage: Eukaryota; Metazoa; Arthropoda; Insecta; Hymenoptera; Apidae.
GCCGUACAGCCGGUAGUACGGUAGUAGUCUUUGUGCGUGGCAGUUGAAUACGAACCUUCGAGUGUGGAGUUGUUACUUGUGCCCUGCUUCAACCUAACCUGUUGAGCGUCCUUCUACGCCUCCUUUAAGCCAUAUUCCGGCAUCUUAACGGACUUGAACUUUUGAAAAUCGAAAGUCGCCCAACGGGAAAAAGCUACGAAGAUGGGUUGCGGAAUGGGAAUGAUAAAAUAUCUGCUCUUCAUAUUUAACUUUAUUUUCGCGGUAUGCGGUUUGGCUAUUCUUACUCUCGGUGUCAUGGUACACCUGAAGAUAGCAGAAGUUCAGCAUCAACUCGACACCAGCCUCCAGUUCCCCGCGAUAACAUUAAUUGUCAUCGGAAGCAUAGUCUUUGUUGUAUCGUUCUUCGGAUGUUGCGGUGCCAUCCGGGAGAGCCAUUGUAUGACAAUAACCUUCGCGUCAUUCCUUCUGUUUAUUCUCCUCGUGCAAGUGGCAGUAGCAGUUUUUGCCUUCAUGGCUGUUAAGAAUAAUGGCAACGUCGAAACCAAAUACAGGGAUGUAUUCAACCACUACCGUGACAGCGAAGAGAGCUCAAAGAUUGUGGAUCUCAUCCAAAGUAGCUUACAUUGCUGCGGUCUUGAGUCCCCCAGAGAUUUUAAUUUUAAUAUUCCCGGGAGUUGUUGCGGUAAACAAGGAAAUGAAACUUGUCCAUCGGACGAAAUAGCGCAAAAAGGUUGCACCGAUGCAAUUAAAGAAGCAAUUCACCUCGCUGGAACCGUACUCGGCGGUGUCGCUAUCGGUGUUGCUGGUGUCGAAUUGAUCGGCAUCAUUUUCGCACUUUGUUUGGCAAACUCUAUCAGGAACAGUGAACGCAGAGGUUACAGAGUGUGAGAAGUUUGACGAAUGCUGAAGGAGGGUAUAUUGAAAUUUAAAAGUAAUGUAACUGAUAACACUACUAUUAAAUAUUCGGCCGUAUAACGCGAUAGAAGUUACAGUCGUACUGAAACAAAUUAUUUAGACAAUCGUUAAAGAAUCGUAAGAUAGUAGAAAACAAAAGCAAAAAAAGUGCCUUUUACUUUGACAGUGAAUAAUACUUUUCGUUUAUAUUCUACCGCAAUACGUGAUAUCAAAUGCGUAAACAUAUUAUUUAAUGUAUUUUUAAUUUUGAUACAUUUCUAAUUAAAAUAAACUUAUUUUCGUCAACAGUAGUUACGUCGAGAUCGAUAAUAAUGAUUGGUGCGAAUCGCUUUUAGAGACUCAACGAGAUUUAUAAUUGUUCUUGUUACCGAACUUUUGUAUAUGUGUACAACUUACCAUUCUCAUGCACAUAAAUCUAAUCUUUCACGUCAACGAUACGAAAUAAGAAAGUUUUAUCAA